AUGGCUUCCAACGCCGACUUCAAAGACCGGCAGUUCCUCGCCGACUCUGUAACGGGCCUCUUGCUCGCGGGCAUCGGCCACAUCACUGCCGGCGCCGAUGCGCAGAAAAACUUCCUUGUCGUCGACAGCAAGACAGAGACCGCAGCCAUCGAAUCUGCCUUUGAGAGCUUUACCGAGAGAAAAGACAUUGGCAUCGUCUUGAUCAACCAGCAUGUUGCCGACCGGAUACGACACCGAGUCGAUACCUACACCGCUGCCUUCCCCACGGUCCUCGAGAUUCCAAGCAAAGAUCAUCCUUACGAUCCCGAGAAGGACAGUGUUCUGAGACGGGUGCGUCGUCUGUUUGGAGAGUGA
Molecule: messenger RNA, 354 nt
Organism: Trichoderma aggressivum f. europaeum
Lineage: Eukaryota; Fungi; Ascomycota; Sordariomycetes; Hypocreales; Hypocreaceae
Exons: 4
Coding region: 1-354 (117 amino acids)
Biological process (GO): proton transmembrane transport
Cellular component (GO): proton-transporting V-type ATPase, V1 domain; fungal-type vacuole membrane
Molecular function (GO): proton-transporting ATPase activity, rotational mechanism
Source: RefSeq, a predicted model, not a curated record